AUGGCAUUAGACAUGAGAGAUGGAAGAGCAAGAACUACGGUGAAUCGACAUGCCGUGAUUGACAAACUUGACCUCUAUAAAGAAGACAUAGCUGUUAGAUUUAAGGAAUUUCAAGCAUCAGUCAAGACAGCACUAUCAACGGAACAAAUACGUAAAUUCUUAGAAGCUAACGGCCAAGACUUGUCUGGCUCUAAUGAUGCUCUUCUCCGAAGAUGCCAAGACUUGUUGUUCUAUGGGCCAUUAGGGAAAUGCCCAGUUUGCAAUGGCAAUAAUUUGAAGUUCAAUGGAUAUUAUUGUGAGUGUGCCACUUGCAUCUAUCGCUCAAGGUAUCCACCAAGGAAACGAGGGCCCAUCAAGUACCCUAUUAGCAUCAUCAAGCAAAUCAACCCUCAUUUCAACCCUCAUUUCGACCCUCCUUAUGUGGAAGAUCAAGCGUUCUUCGGCCGUUUAUGGCCUGAAUUUAUUCCCCAACAUGAUCCAUAUCGCCCGGUGGGUAACCGAGUGGAAAUGACACUAACUACAUAUCAAAACGAGGUGGAGAUCAAUGGCUGGAGGAUGAAGAAGAAAACUUUUUGGAUCUAUGUAAUGCGCGGAGAUAUCAAGGCUCAGAAAAAGCACUUGCACGCUUGA
Messenger RNA from Prunus armeniaca (apricot), 630 nucleotides. The record is from the annotation of a GenBank genome assembly. Lineage: Eukaryota; Viridiplantae; Streptophyta; Magnoliopsida; Rosales; Rosaceae.